This is a messenger RNA of Austrofundulus limnaeus, 5447 nucleotides long. It is a transcript of the gene rab11fip5b, whose product is annotated as RAB11 family interacting protein 5b (class I). Gene Ontology annotation, cellular component: phagocytic vesicle; mitochondrion; secretory granule. Gene Ontology annotation, molecular function: small GTPase binding. Gene Ontology annotation, biological process: regulated exocytosis. Lineage: Eukaryota; Metazoa; Chordata; Actinopteri; Cyprinodontiformes; Rivulidae. The record is from RefSeq and is a predicted model, not a curated record.
UUCCUGCGCAGCUCGGAGGCUCCUGCUGCGCAUGAAGGACUAAAAAGAGGGGGGGAUGGAUGACCUCCCAGUCAUCUGAUCAGACUCAUCGCGGAGGGACAGUCCGGGGACAGAAAGACCUAUAGCUGAWCAAGAUGAUGUCAUUAAUAGACCUGGACGAUGAUCAGAGGUGGGUGCCCACGCACGUCAAUGUCACGGUCCUCCGCGCGAGGGGACUGCGCACCAAGGGCAAGCACGGCAGCCGCUACCUCUACACCAUCAUCCAGGUGGGGAAGGAGAAAUACACCACGGGGCUGGUGGAGAAGGCGGACGUGCCCGUGUGGAACGAGGAGUGCUGCUUCGAGCUGCUGCCCGGGAUCCUGGAGGUCGGCGGGCGGAGCGCGUACCCCCCGGGGAGCGGGGACCUGGUCCUCACCGUCAUGCACCGCGUGCUCAUCGGACUGGACGUGUUUCUGGGUCAAACCAUCGUCCCCCUGGACAGGAUAUUUCAGGAGGGAGCGUGUCCAAGAGAGGAAUGGUUCAAGCUCAACUCCAAGGUGGGRAGAAAAGAGAAGGAGCGAGGCGAGCUCCAGGUGACGGUCCAGUUCACCCGGAACAACAUGACGGCCAGCAUGUUCGACCUCACCAUGAAGGACAAGCCUCGCUCCGCGUUCGGGAAGCUCAAGGAUCGCGUCACGGGGAGGAAGAGGGGGGACGUGGAGUCCUCCUCGGCCAUCGUGCCGGGCCGCUACGCCGCCUUGUCGGGGUCCGUGGGGCAGCCGUUCGGAGAGGAGGGACGGGGUGCGGUGGAGUCUCCGGGCGUGGAGACACCCGAAAAGAAGAGCAAGAUGAAAGACUUCUUCAAAGGGAGGCUGCAGAAGUCGUCCGACACCAAGUCGUGCUCGUCGCUGGCGUCGGAGAGCAGCGUGUCUUCCAUGGCCAGCGAUAACCUCGGCUCUCCGCCCAGUCUGGACCUGCUGUCAGAYCCCCCCAGCUCCCCCGUCUACACUAGCAAAGUGAGAGUGGACCCCCAUUAUGGAGAAACAGAUUUAGCUAAAAAAGUGCUCACCAGCCAGCACACCACAAAGAUUCUCACUCACAAGCGAGCCUUCAGUGACGAAGCCAGUAAGAUCACAACGGCCUUCCCUAAAACAAAUGCUGCAGUGGAGUCUCUCAAGGGUCGGACCAUGACUCAGUCCAAGUCCUCCCUGUGUAUAAAUGGAAGCCAUGUCUACGAUUCAGAGCCGUCGACUCCAAAGAGCUCUGGAGCGCUCCCGUCCAAACUGGUCCUCCUGGAGAAGUGCUCGCCGCUGUCUCGCUCUCUGCAGAACCUCACCAAAAGAAGUGAAGACAAAAGUUCUUUCGAGGGUCGACGCUGGUCCUUUGACAAGCUGAAGAAAGAUGAAAAGGAGGAAGAGAAGGAAGCUCAGGCAUCAUCCAGUCCAGCUCAGGACGCUCAGACCGGGGACCGUUCCGUGCAGGCAGCGGCGCCGAUUGUCUCGUCAGCUGGGAGUUCACCCGACAAAGGAAGGAAAUUGAGAAAGACGUUGUUCUCUGCAGGUAGAAGUGAUUCUCUUCCAGCUAAGUCUGACCUUAACCAGGCUGGCUCCACGUCUGAGGGGAAGUUCAGAGGCUGGUUUGGUUCUGGUGACUCCCAGAACAAGCCCAGGCUGGAAGUUUCUCCUAAGGUAGAAAGCAGCUCAGACGUACUCCCUUUCUUCCCUCCUUGCUCCCCUGUGCCUCCUCAGGGCUCCUAUCCCUCUGCUUCCCCUCCUAGUCAGGUCUCAUCUGAAGACCACGGUCACAUYGGUCUCUUCACCCCUUCCUCUUCCCCCUCUUCAACUCCCCUCUCCCCUUCAAAUCCCUUCCUCCCAUGCAUUCAGCGCAACCCCUUUUUUGAGGAGCUCGUWGCAGAAGAGUCGGAGACAUUGUCUUCUGUGGCACCGUGCUCCUCUUCUGGCUCACCCAUUUUGCUUUACACUGCUCUGCCCGCUCAGCUCUGCACACCUGAUAUCAAUGCUAACGCCACGGGUAUGGUUUCCAUUAAGCGGGAGCGCCCCAGGCCAGUAGCUAAGCAGAUAUCACUCCCUGCGUUAUCACCCAAAGCAGCCAAGCCCGACUUCCCUAAUCACUCGGCUCCUUGCUCCGCAUUUGGGACUGCAGAAAACUGGGAUGACUCGUUCGAUGCGUUUGCCUCAAGCAGACUCAACUCCCCUAAAGGUAGACUCCUACCAGAACAGCCGAGAACCAGCCCGACUUUGUGUUGCAAACGUAGCCGGCCUCCACUCGAUGACAUUGUCUGUAACUAUGCACGAGAGACGCAAACCUGCAAAGACGAGCCUCCACCUUUGCCUCCGAGGAGACUUGUACGGACUCCGGUGAAUGAGAUUUUCUCYGAUGGGUGGCUGCAUAGAGGCCAGGAGCUGGCGGUUCACAAGGAAGCCUACCUCCUCUCUCAGACCGGCGUGGCCUCGUUACAGCGCGGCAGAGAGAGCGAAGGCAAAAGGAGCGGUGUUUCCCCGGACCCUCACACGAGCAGCGAGUCGUCGGACUCCCUCAGCGCCCACGGCCAGUCGCACCCRAACAACAAAUCUCUUGGAUUCACAUCUGAAGAGAAGCUCAAAAAAUUCAAGUAUGAACCUCUGGAAGACGAAACCAGCUGCUGGGGAGGGAUGUUGUUUGAGCAAGACUUAUACGGGCGUGUGUGCAGAAGGGUUAGGACUUAUGGACAACAACGAGUUAAUACUCAUCAUUUAUCACUAAACGCUGAAGAAAUUGUUGGCAAUAGGACCUUGUUCAAGAAUGUUGGAUCUAAAGAAAUCUUUGAUGGUGACAAAUCUGUUAGCGACUUCUUCAGUGUGUCACCCCUCUCUCCCUCCAAUGUCCCAGACAUUUCGUACACUCCAGCAGAGGAGGACACAAACUCGUGUGAAAAUUCAUGCCUUAACAACAACAUAUCUUUCUCACUAACCCUGGGAGAUCUGAACAUGAAUGUAAACAACUCGGACUUCAGUUUUAUUGAUUCCGACGGAUCCUCUCAAUCAGAGGUAGUCAACGUCAUCCAAAGCGUUGAUGAUUCGAAUCGGAGUUUUCCAACAGAUGAUCCCCAGGCAGUCAUUUACCACAAGGAAGCCAAACCUGAGGACGUGUUCACUUUGAAGGACACCUACAUACCUGCAAUGAACUCCUCUUUUGAAGUAACUGUGUCUUCUAAAAAGCUGUGCAAAGUGCCUCCAGUUUGCAAAGACAACUGCCAAGACUGCCAGUGUGAACUUGACAACAUGGCACCGCUUGUUUACGGCAAGGACGAUACCAAAAAUAACCCAGCAUCGAAUUCGUUUGACGUUAAAACCGAAUGUAGAGAAGAACACGUACAAAGAAAUGAUGGGGAUUAUAAUGGGAACUUGGACGAUAAGUUAGUCAAACGUCACCAGUCUGGGUCGUUUUCAGGAGUGGUUAGUGCACGAAUAAGACCGAAAGGACUGUCCCGACAGAACAGCAGCGACAGCACCAACAGCCAAAGCAGAAACACAGACAGAGAUUUUGAACAGUUUUUAUCUCUCGUUCAAAACCUUUCGGAGGCCAGCGAAGGUCCAUCGUCUUAUCAGCCCACUAAAUCCGUCCUGUCUUCCUUACAAGCAUUAGAACAGACUGAUAUGCUUAAAGUUAGCCCCAUUAAUGAUAGCACGUAUCAAAUCAUGUCUAAAACACAAUCGCAGAUAUGUUUAAAGGACCACACAACACACGUAGAGGGAAAACCCUCUCAGAUGAGUUUUGAAGAUCUCCAUGCCAAAGUUGCGCCAAGCUGCAGAAGCCCUUGCAAAGCAAAGAUUGAGGAAUCUUUGCAAGAGCCUGAACUCUGUUGUCCCUCCACCCGCUCCGCACUCUCCCUGUCAGCUCAUGCCCCUGCCUGUUGCCCCCACAUGUACACCUCAGCCACGGGGCUCGGCGGUGGAGCCGGCAGCUCUGUGGCUGUGGCCCUCUGCCCCCCCUCCUCCUCCUCCACCACCACCUUCAGCACUGACCAGCCGCUGGUCGAUGCACGGCACUCACUUUUACCUGAGGAGACACAGCCUGCUAGCAGCCUGCCCCGUCAGGAGAGCAGAUCUCAUCCGGUGAAACCUUUAACAUCCAGCCAGGCUGAGAAGAAGGAGGGUCGUUCGGUUCUGGAGAAGCUGAAAUGCACCAUAAACCCCGGACGUUCCGCCCAUCAGAUCCCACCUGAACCUGAGAAGAGUCAGGAGGCGAGUGCCGACCGAGCCGCUCAGUACCAGCACCUCACCAACAUGGAGCUGAUCUCCCUGCUGCUGCAGCAGGAGAUGGACAUGCAGAAGCAGCAGGCGGCCUCUGAGCAGCAGGAGGUGCAGCUGGACAAGUGCGAGGCCGAGCUGAAAAAGGUCAAGCUGCAGGUUCGAGACCUGGAGGACUACAUCGACAACCUGCUGCUGCGGAUCAUGGAGCAGACGCCGACUCUGCUUCAAGUUCGCUCCAGACACAAGUGACGCCACGCGAUGCUUGCCUUCCAGCGUACUGUCUGUGGCUGGGAGUUAUUACAUUACACAGCCCGACACGGCUAAAAACCAUGUUCUGAUCUUACAAUCAUCCAGGUCUUCUCACUUCAAAUACUGCCCUGAUGAUGGAGGCACAGUUUUACCCAUCAUGCAUGCUACAAUCUCAGUUUGGCACAAAAUUUAAAAUAAUGCUUUAAGGAAAAAAAUAAUUAAAUCAUUUCCCACAUGCUCACAGUAGAAUAAGUAGUGACCUAUAUCCAGUUCAACUAAAAGAAAAAAACAGCUUUUGCAUGUGCUUCAAAUAAAAACAGACUGGUAAUAAAAUUAUUCUGGAAGUGCAUCAAAUGAGCUCAUUUCGAAAUAAAACUGCUCCAAGGACCUUUGAAAAAUAAUAUUUGCAGUAAAAAUCUGAUUUUGACUAUUUUUUAAUGUUUUAUCUGUUAGAGUUAAAGUCAGUAAACGUUAAAUCACUUGUUAAUUUGAGUUUUCAAAUAAAAUCUUAAAAUAGGUACAAAAAAGUUACAUUAUGCAAAACACUGCUUUGCAAAGUCACAUCUGUAGAAAGAAGCUUCAGACCACUAAAAACUGCAGAGGACAAAGCCUUAUUUCCAGCAAUUUCUUUAUUUUUAAACAAUUUUUUAUCUUUAGAAAAUAAUAAAAAAGUAAUAUAUGCUUUUCAUUGAAUGUUUUUUUGACUAAAAAGAUGAAACAGUUUAAGUUUUUGUUCGUCUAUACAAAUAGUGAUAUUUUAUUGUAGGAGUUGGUGUAGCAUAAGUURUUACUUUCAGUACUUUUUUCACUUCAAUAUAUUCUAAUGCAACUCACUGUAGCCACCUGCAAUGCUUUAUAAGACCACAGAACUGUAAUAAGAAUUUCAAUAAAGUGCACAUGAACAGGAGUUUGCACAGUCUUUGUGUUAGUAAUGUUUUUAAAAUAAAUUCUGAACUGUGAAAAGCC